AUGGCACUUUCAAAACAAGAAGAAGGUUUAAAUGCUUUGGAGAAUGCUAAAGAUAUUCAAAAUAAGUUUGAUAAAAAAGGUAAAGAUAUUCAAAAUCGACUGUUGGACGUUAUAAAACGUGAAGAAAAUAUUGUUUUGGAAGAAACUAAAAUAGCCAAGGAAAAAGAUGCGUUUAGCAAAUUACGAAAAAAACUUGAUUUGGUUCUACCUCAAUUGUCUGGAGAUGAAAUGCGUUUUUUAGAUCCUAAGUUGAAUAAACAUGAAGCUGAAAAGGAAGUAUACUUCAAGACAACUCAAUUAUACUAA
Messenger RNA from Macrosiphum euphorbiae (potato aphid), 306 nucleotides. The record is from the annotation of a GenBank genome assembly. NCBI's taxonomy places the organism in Eukaryota, Metazoa, Arthropoda, Insecta, Hemiptera, Aphididae.